This is a messenger RNA of Mauremys reevesii (Reeves's turtle), 2338 nucleotides long. It is a transcript of the gene ESRRB, whose product is annotated as estrogen related receptor beta. The transcript is spliced from 9 exons. Bases 716 to 2131 code for a protein of 471 amino acids. The record is from RefSeq and is a predicted model, not a curated record. Gene Ontology annotation, cellular component: nucleus. Lineage: Eukaryota; Metazoa; Chordata; Testudines; Geoemydidae. Gene Ontology annotation, molecular function: steroid binding; nuclear steroid receptor activity; DNA-binding transcription factor activity. Gene Ontology annotation, biological process: regulation of DNA-templated transcription.
CUGGUGUAACCUGAAACCUGGUACAUGCCGGUGUGUCUCUCCUAGGCUUAUCUGGGGACAUCUCCCACCACUGCACUAGCACUAGCACUGGUACAACUCUAUGGAUAUAGUAGCAGUAGUGUAGGUGGGACACUAGUUUUUGAACAUCAUGUUGCCUAACCCUGCUCAGAGGAAAUCUAGAUGACAUGGUAAUAAAAGUUUGAGUGCUGGUACCUUGUUUGCACCACCAGAGCUGAACUGGUCCUAGUUACCACACUGCAAGAGACCCCCAAAAUGUCUAAUGUAGAGAAGGUCAUUAUGCCCUCAGCUUUUCCUUCUACUCUCUGUAUCCCCCUAUACCCAGCUGCAGUUGCAACUCAUCGGGCCGUACCUUUGAGUCCAAUUGGUAUGGAGAGCUACAUAUCCCUCAUGGAGGUUGGGACUCGGAGUACUGUGUCCUAGUCACAAAGAGAGGCAGAGACGCAGAGGGGACUGUCGGCUGGUGCAGGCAGAACCAAAAGAUAUUUAAUCAGCAAUUAGAAACACCUGAGGGCAAGGGAAAUUCUGCUCCAGCCCUGAGCUUCAUCUCUCAACCUGCAGCAUGGAUCCCAAAUAUUCUCACUAUUGAGAUGAUUUUACCCAUCACUGAAAUGAAGCUACUUCUGGACGGAACGUGGCAGCGUUUACCAGCACACAGCAACACUAUACAAUAGUUCAAGAUGAGGAGUGAAGGAGAAUGUUGUAUCCAAUGAAAAGUGCUGGUGAAACUCGGAGGCAGAAGGAAAUCACCAAGAUUGAACAAGAUGAGCUUUCCACCCAUCAUCCUUUAUUUGUCAGGCUGCUUGGCAGAAUGUCCACAGAGGAGCGGCAUCUCACCUCUAGCUGCGGAUCCUUCAUUAAGACUGAGCCGUCCAGCCCAUCUUCUGGCAUUGAUGCCAUCAGCCAUCAUAGCCCCAGCGGCUCCUCUGACGCUAGUGGUGGCUACGGCAUCGCCAUGGGUGGCCACCCGAAUGGCCUGGACUCACCACCCAUGUUCAACGGCACGGGGAUUGGUGGCGGAUCCUGCCGUAAGCGCUACGACGACUGUGCCAGCGCCAUCAUGGAGGACUCGCCCACCAAGUGCGAGUACAUGCUCAAUGCCAUCCCCAAGAGGCUGUGCCUGGUGUGCGGGGACAUUGCGUCUGGCUACCACUAUGGCGUGGCCUCCUGCGAGGCAUGCAAAGCCUUCUUCAAAAGAACAAUUCAAGGGAACAUUGAAUACAGCUGCCCAGCCACCAAUGAGUGUGAGAUCACGAAACGGAGGCGCAAGUCCUGUCAGGCCUGUCGCUUCAUGAAAUGCCUCAAAGUGGGGAUGCUGAAAGAAGGGGUUCGUCUUGAUCGAGUUCGCGGAGGACGCCAGAAGUACAAGAGAAGACUGGACUCUGAGAGCAGUACUUAUCUGAGCUUACAGAUCCCUCCUCCAGCCAAAAAGCCAUUGACUAAGAUCGUCUCCCACUUGCUGGUGGCAGAGCCAGAGAAGAUUUAUGCCAUGCCUGACCCCACCAUGCCGGAGAGUGACAUCAAAGCGCUGACAACCCUCUGUGACUUAGCAGACAGGGAACUGGUGGUGAUCAUUGGAUGGGCAAAGCACAUCCCAGGUUUCUCUAAUCUCUCCCUGGGGGACCAGAUGAGCCUCCUGCAGAGCGCCUGGAUGGAGAUCCUCAUCCUGGGCAUUGUGUACCGCUCACUGCCCUACGAGGACAAGCUGGUCUAUGCCGAGGACUACAUCAUGGAUGAGGAGCACUCACGCCUGACGGGGCUGCUGGAGCUCUACCUGGCCAUCCUGCAGCUGGUGCGCCGGUACAAGAAGCUGAAGGUGGAGAAGGAGGAGUUUGUCACACUCAAGGCCCUGGCCCUUGCCAACUCAGAUUCCAUGCACAUAGAGGACAUGGAGGCGGUGCAGAAACUCCAGGACCUUCUCCAUGAAGCCCUGCAGGACUACGAGCUGAGUCAGCGCCACGAGGAGCCAAGGCGGGCGGGCAAGCUGCUGCUGACCUUGCCCCUCCUGCGGCAGACGGCCGCCAAAGCGGUGCAGCACUUCUACAGCAUCAAACUGCAGGGCAAGGUCCCCAUGCACAAACUCUUCCUAGAAAUGCUAGAGGCCAAGGUCUGACGGCCCUGGUGCCAGCCCACAGCGGCCGGGGAACAAACUAGAAACACAGACGCAGACACAGAGCAAUCCAAACAGCAGCAGGGGCCGGCUUUUAUCUCCAAUCAUUUAUUAUGGAAGAAUUAUGUAAUGUCCAGCUGUCGGCCUGCUUGCCUGCCUGCCUGCCUGUCUGCAGCAUCUCAUGUACAGAGGGGGAAACUCUUUUAAUCA